AUGGAUAACCAGCCGAAGAUCGAAUUACUCCAAGCUGAGGUCGACGAAAAUGACCAAAGCUUUUCCCGACUUCUGGUUGACGGUCGAUCUAUCAAAUACAUCACCGUAGAACCUGGCAUUUACAGCUCUGAAGAUAUGUGUUUUGGUCCCUCCCUAGUCUCUAUUUUACCAAAACUUCCCGCCGGAGACUGGAACGAUGGACUAGUAGCUAAGGACGCAAAGGAUGACCAGCCACACUUUGCGUAUUGCACCCUGAUCCAAUUUCCUGGCGUUCAGAAUACCUGGCAUAGAACCUAUGUCAACUACUUGGAGCUUUCGAUCGGACGAAAGUUACGAACGGGCAUAUAUGAGGCCAAAUGUUUAUUAUUUGAUGAUGAUAUUAUCGUCGCCAAAUUCGCUCGUUUCCCCUGGGAGAUUCAAUGCAUGGAGAAUGAAACCACGGCAUAUCAAUGGAUAUCCGGGCGUAACAUCGGGCCCCCGUUCCUUGGGCACUUGACUGAAAAUGGUCGAGUCAUUGGGUUCUUGAUGGAACGCAUAACCGAUGAGUCCGACAUGGGGAUACAAAUCGAUUUCCUCGUCCAUGAUUCGAAAGCUACUUUGAUCGAUUUUGACACGGCUCAGAAAUGUGACGAUCGAAACUUGCUUCUGCAGGAGUUUGAGAAUUUAACUGUGCGCCUCAAAGAUCCGUCGGGCAGAGGAGGUGGAGGUCUUCUAUAG
This is a messenger RNA of Penicillium daleae, 717 nucleotides long. RefSeq names its product alpha-galactosidase A precursor. Lineage: Eukaryota; Fungi; Ascomycota; Eurotiomycetes; Eurotiales; Aspergillaceae. The transcript is spliced from 2 exons. The record is from RefSeq and is a predicted model, not a curated record. Bases 1 to 717 code for a protein of 238 amino acids.